GAUCGGGUUCAUGUCGCUUUAGUUACUCAGAUCCCAGCAUCACCGUGUCCUACAGUAAGAACAGUUCUGGGGAUUGGACUCAGCUGGAGAAAAUUAGCGCUCCUUCCAAUGUCAGCACAAUCAUCCACAUCUUGUACCUUCCUGAAGAUGCUAAAGCAGAGAACAUCCAUUUUCAGUGGAAACAGGAUUAUGUUCAGGCUGGUGAUGUGUAUGAAGCCUGUUGGGCAUUGGACAACAUCCUGAUCAUAAAUGCUGCCCACAGAAAGGUUGUGUUAGAAGAUAAUCUUGAUCCUGUGGAUACUGGCAACUGGCUUUUCUUUCCUGGAGCAACAGUUAAGCAUAGCUGCCAGUCAGACGGCAACUCUGUCUACUUCCACGGGACAGAAGGCAGCGAGUUCAAUUUCGCCACAACCCGGGACGUGGACCUCUCCACGGAGGAUGCUCAGGAGCAGUGGGCAGAAGAGUUUGAGAGCCAGCCUAAAGGGUGGGACAUAUUCGGGGCCGUCAUUGGUACUGAAUGUGGGACACUGGAAUCUGGCUCAGCGAUGGUAUUUCUCAGAGAUGGAGAAAGAAAAAUAUGCACUCCAUACAUGGACACUACGGGUUAUGGGAACUUAAGAUUUUAUUUCAGUAUGGGGGGAACUUGUGAUUCUGGAGAAUCCCAUGAGAAUGAUGUCAUACUUUAUGCUAAGAUUGAAGGCAGGAGGGAACACAUACCUCUUGAUACCCUGACCUAUGCUGCUUACAAGGUUCCAUCUUUGGUUUCUGUUGUCAUUAGUCCGGACCUGCAGACUCCAGCAACCAAGUUUUGCCUGAAGCAAAAGAGUCACCAAGGCCACAACAGGAAUGUCUGGGCUGUGGAUUACUUCCAUGUUCUUCCAGUGCUGCCUUCCACAGUGACUCACAUGAUCCAGUUUUCCAUCAAUUUGGGUUGUGGAACUUAUCAACCCGGUAACAGCGUCAGCUUGGAGUUUUCAACCAACCAUGGCCGCUCUUGGGCCCUGCUCCACACCGAGUGUUUGCCUGAGAUAUGUGCUGGGCCUCACCUCCCCCACAGCACCAUCUACGCCUCUGAAAAUUACAGCGGGUGGAACCGAGUAACUAUUCCCCUUCCCAAUGCGGCGUUAACAAGUGACACCAGGAUUCGAUGGAGACAAACCGGAUCAAUCCUUGGAAAUAUGUGGGCAAUCGAUAAUAUUUAUAUUGGUCCAUCUUGCCUCAAAUUCUGCUCAGGGCGAGGACAGUGUACUAGAAAUGGCUGCAAGUGCGACCCCGGCUUCUCGGGGCCGGCGUGCGAGAUGGCGUCACAGACCUUCCCCGUGUUCAUCUCGGAGAGCUUCGCCAGCUCCCGCCUCUCCUCCUACCACAACUUUUACUCCAUCCGAGGGGCUGAGCUCAGCUUCGGUUGCGGGGUCCUGGCCAGCGGCAAGGCCCUGGUCUUCAACAAGGAUGGGAGGCGCCAGCUUAUCACCUCCUUCCUCGACAGCUCUAGAUCCAGGUUCCUGCAGUUCACACUACGCCUGGGCAGCAAGUCUGUGCUGAGCACCUGCAAAGCACCUGACCAGCCUGGGGAAGGAGUCCUGCUGCACUACUCCUAUGACAAUGGCAUUACCUGGAAACUACUGGAACACUAUUCUUAUCUCAACUACCACGAGCCAAGAAUAAUUUCAGUGGAGCUGCCUGAAGAUGCAAGACAGGUUGGCAUUCAGUUCAGAUGGUGGCAACCAUAUCACUCUUCUCAAGGCGAAGAUGUGUGGGCAAUCGAUGAAAUCAUCAUGACCUCUGUGCUUUUCAAUAGCAUCAGCCUGGACUUCACCAACCUGGUUGAAGUCACGCAGUCGCUGGGAUUCUACCUGGGAAAUGUUCAGCCCUACUGUGGUCAUGACUGGACUCUUUGUUUUACAGGAGACUCGAAGUUAGCUUCUAGCAUGCGCUAUGUGGAGACCCAGUCUAUGCAGAUUGGAGCUUCAUAUAUGAUACAGUUCAACCUGGUGAUGGGCUGCGGUCAAGCGUUUACUCCUCAUAUGGACAACCAGGUGAAACUGGACUACUCCACCAACCAUGGCCUCACAUGGCAUCUUGUCCAGGAGGAAUGCCUUCCAAGCAUGCCGAGCUGUCAGGAGUUUACCUCAGCAAGUAUUUACCACUCCAGCGAAUUUACUCAGUGGAGGAGAAUCACUGUCCUUUUACCACAGAAGACUUGGUCCAGCGCCACACGUUUCCGCUGGAGUCAGUGCUACUACACAGCCCAGGACGAAUGGGCUUUAGACAACAUCUACAUCGGGCAGCAGUGUCCUAACAUGUGCAGCGGACAUGGCUGGUGUGACCACGGUGUUUGCAGAUGUGACUCAGGGUUUCAAGGUACUGAAUGCCAGCCUGAAAAUCCCCUUCCUUCAACUAUCAUGUCUGAUUUUGAGAACUCAGACAGCCUGAAGACAGAGUGGCAGGAAAUUAUUGGGGGAGAGAUCGUCAAGCCUGAAGAAGGCUGUGGGGUCAUCUCAUCUGGCUCCUCGCUCUACUUCAACAAGGCUGGAAAAAGACAGUUGGUAAGCUGGGAUUUGGACACUACUUGGGUGGAUUUUGUCCAGUUUUACAUCCAGAUAGGAGGAGACACUUCUUCAUGCAAUAAACCAGACAGCAGAGAAGAAGGUGUGCUGCUGCAGUACAGCAAUAACGGUGGUAUCAACUGGCAGCUACUGGCAGAAAUGUAUUUCUCUGACUUCAGCAAACCCAGGUUUGUCUAUCUGGAGCUGCCAGCUGCAGCCAAGACACCCUGCACAAGGUUUCGCUGGUGGCAGCCCGUGUUUUCAGGGGAAGGGUAUGAUCAGUGGGCCAUCGAUGACAUCAUCAUUUUGUCAGAGAAGCAGAAGCACAUCAUUCCUGUUGUUAAUCCCACUUUACCCCAGAACUUCUAUGAAAAGCCAGCAUUUGAUUACCCUAUGAACCAGCUGAGUGUAUGGUUAAUGUUGGCCAACGAAGGGAUGACCAAAAAUGAAAGUUUCUGCUCUGCCACCCCCUCCGCCAUGCUCUUUGGUAAAUCAGAUGGAGACCGGUUUGCAGUGACUCGAGAUUUAACUCUGAAGCCUGGAUAUGUCCUGCAGUUCAAGCUGAACAUUGGUUGCACCAACCAGUACAGCAGCUCUGCUCCCGUUCUGCUUCAGUACUCGCACGAUGCUGGGCUCUUCUGGUCACUCGUGAAGGAGGGCUGCUACCCUGCAUCUCCAGGAACAAAAGGAUGUGAGGGAAGCUCCCGGGAGCUGAGCGAGCCAACCGUGUAUCACACUGGAGAUUUUGAGGACUGGACAAGAAUUACUAUUGUUAUCCCCAGGUCACUUGCAUCCAGUAAGACUCGAUUCCGCUGGAUCCAGGAGAGCAGCUCCCACAAGAGCGUGCCUCCUUUCGGCUUAGAUGGCGUUUACAUUUCUGAGCCUUGCCCCAGCUACUGCAACGGCCAUGGGGACUGCGUCUCGGGGGUCUGCUUCUGUGACCUGGGCUACACAGCAUCGCAUGGAACCUGUGUGUCUAAUGUGCCUAAUCACAGUGAGAUGUUCGACAGGUUUGAGAGGAAGCUAAGUCCUCUCUGGUACAAGAUAACAGGAGGUCAGGUUGGGACAGGCUGUGGCGUGCUCAGCGAUGGAAAAUCUCUCUACUUCAGUGGACCUGGCAAAAGGGAGGCGAGGACUGUUCCCCUGGACACCACAAAUAUCAGGCUAGUUCAAUUUUAUGUACAAAUUGGAAGCAAGGCUGUUGGUAACUCCUGCAAUAGACCAAGAGCCAGGAAUGAAG
Eurypyga helias (sunbittern) is the source of this 3786-nucleotide messenger RNA. Its product is annotated as reelin-like. Gene Ontology annotation, biological process: central nervous system development; neuron migration. The annotation marks the transcript as partial. Gene Ontology annotation, molecular function: lipoprotein particle receptor binding. The record is from RefSeq and is a predicted model, not a curated record. Lineage: Eukaryota; Metazoa; Chordata; Aves; Eurypygiformes; Eurypygidae. The transcript has 23 exons.